This is a messenger RNA of Lentinula edodes (shiitake mushroom), 521 nucleotides long. RefSeq lists its product as uncharacterized. The coding region runs from base 188 to 424 and encodes 78 amino acids. NCBI's taxonomy places the organism in Eukaryota, Fungi, Basidiomycota, Agaricomycetes, Agaricales, Omphalotaceae. The record is from RefSeq and is a predicted model, not a curated record. The transcript is spliced from 4 exons.
CGUUGAAAUUUGAAAAAUUGAUCAGCUGCUAUACACAGCUUGAGCUUGUGGGAAAUUUCCUCACAUCGAGCUGAUGACGUCGAAUCUUGACUUGUCUGAGUAUCUUCCGUAUAUAUAAUUACUCGUCCGUCUGCUAUGUCUUUUUCAAUAAAACCCCCAUCUAUUCAUUGACAACCAUAACACACUCAUGGUAGACAAAUUGAGCAAAGGGCAAGAAGUAUCGUGGAAAUGGGGUGGUGGAAAUCCCUCUGGUGUUAUCGAAGAAAUCGUGGCUGACGGCAAAGUAGAGGUCACCAGCAACAAAGGGAACACUGUCACGCGUACUGCUCGAGGCGAAGACGAUCCUGCGGUAAAAAUCAGUCGCAAAGGCAACGAUGUCGUAAAAUUGGCGCAUGAAUUGAACGAGGUCAAAGAUUCUGAAUAGUUAGCAGUGCGAAUGUAACUUAUAUGAAUGACCCGGAACACAUAAUCCUUCAUCAUGUAUCUCCCUUGUAGAGACUAGAGCAAUUCAAUCAUCCAGG